AAUAUGCAUACAGCAUUUUAAGAUAGAGAAAAUUUAUAUUUAGUAAUGGAUUUGAUGCAAGGAGGGGAUUUAAGAUAUCAUUUAUGUAAACAGAGAAAAUUUAAUGAAAAAUAGACAAGUAUAGAUUAAAAUAAAAGUAUUUAGAAUUUUUUAUUGCAUGUUUAUUGCUAGCCUUAGAAUAUCUACAUACAAAUACAGUAUUACAUAGAGAUAUAAAGCCAGAAAACUUAGUAUUUGAUAGGAAUGGUUUAAAAUGAUUUAAAUAAUAAUAGGUUAUUUAAGAUUAACAGAUUUGGGUAUAGCUAGAAUUUGGAAACCUGAUAAUGAUAAUGAUACAAGUGGUACUCCUGGAUAUAUGGCACCAGAAGUAAUGUGUAGAUAAGCUCAUGGAGUAGCAUCUGAUUAUUUUGCAGUUGGAGUAAUAGCUUAUGAAUGUAUGAUGGGAAAAGUAAUUAAAUACUUAUUAUAUAGAGACCUUAUAUAGGGAAAACUAGAAAAGAAAUUAGAGAUUAAAUUAUGGCUAAAUAAGUUUUAAUUAAAAUGAAUUAAAUACCAGAUGGAUGGUCAGAAGAAGCUGCAGAUUUUAUUAAUAGAACUUUACAAAGAAAACCUAUGAAUAGAUUAGGAUUUAAUGGACCUGAAGAAGUUCAAUCACAUCCUUGGUUUAAAAAUAUCAAUUGGACUAGUUUUAUAAAUUAAUCAGAAAAGCCUCAUUAUUCUAUCAAUGUAACUAUCAAAAUAUAUUUUUAGAUUAAUAAUGAUAAUUUUGAUGCAAAAUUUGCAAAUAUGAAAGAGGAUGAAGAUCCAGAAACAAUCCUAUUAAAUGGAUAAAUGCUAAGAAGAUAAUCAAUCUAAGAUUAAUUUAAUGGUUAUACUUAUGAUUAAAAUCUGACACAAUAAUAACCCUAAAAUAGUAUUACUUCUAAAUAAACUAUACCAAAUCUAAAUACAUAGUAAUUAUCAUCUGCCAAAAGAACUAACAUAGAAGAAACUAAUCCUCAAUUAUCUCAAAUGUCUUCUAAAAAAUAUAAUUUAAUUUCAUAAACUCCUAGAUUACAAACUAGAUAAAUGCUUACUAGUGCAAGACCUUAAACUGAUCGAAAUCAUUUUACUAAUAAAUUUUAAUUCAACUGA
Molecule: messenger RNA, 1134 nt
Organism: Paramecium sonneborni
Lineage: Eukaryota; Ciliophora; Oligohymenophorea; Peniculida; Parameciidae
Source: the annotation of a GenBank genome assembly